AGAAGAUUGUUUGAAAUUCUAAAUACAUCUAACAUGUUUUCUACAUGUGGUGAGAAGGUGAAAUUGAUUUUAUUAGUUUACAAAAUCAAGAUGGGAUAUCUUUUGGAAUUAUUCAAGAAAUGUAUAUAUAUGGUUUGGAGUUAUUUACAUGGUCUCUUCAUGUCAAGAUCUUCAAGCACCAUGGAACAAUAUGAAGAAAUAUCAAACAUGCAAGGUAUUUGUGGAGAUACUUGGGAAGGUUCUAAAGUUUACAUUGGAGCAUUCAAGGUUUUAUUGAAGAAAAAGUACAUGUUGAAUAGAAACCAAUGUACUAAUUUGUGCAAGAAAAUUGAAAAUGUUACAAAGAUUUUUGACCACCUUAUAACUUGCACCAAUGAUAAAUUAGAGUUUGGACUUUUAUUAAGUGAGCUAUUUUUUAUAUUGAAUAAAUCUUACUCUCUAAUAAAGAAAUGUGGAAAACCAAAUUGGUGUGAAGAAGCUUUAUUCCAAUUCAACAAUAAAGAGACUUUUAGAGAACUAAUUUUGGAUUUAAAAUGUUGUUGUGAUAUUGCAAGUGAUAUGCUUUCAAAGUAUAAUUCCUACAAAUUUGAAGACAUUAUAUUUAAUACUUUUGAUGUUCCAACAUAUCAAGAAGUAGAAGAUGAUAUUAUAUUAUUAUAUAAGAGAUUGAUCCAUGCAAGUAAAGAAGAAGAUUUUAAAUAUUGUGCAUUAGCAAAGCAUCUAUUACAAAGAUGCAAAGACUUGUAUCACAUUGAGAUUGGAGAAUUGGAUGCUUUGAAUUUUUCAAUAGAUAUGACAAGUCUUGAAAUCAUAGAAUGUGUGAAGGGAAAAUUUGGAUCUUUUGGAGAAGUUUACAAAUCCAAGUGGUUGGGACUUUUGUGUGCGACUAAAAAAAUGGAUGUUGCAUUUGCUAAGUUGUUCAUCAAAGAAGUGAAUAUUCUAGCAAGUGUAAGCCAUCCAAAUUUGAUAACAUAUUAUUUUGCAAUGAAAGGUAGUGCUAAUGGAAGUGUUGAAGCUUUUGAAACAAAAGACAAAAAAGAAUAUUUGUAUAUUGGAAUGGAAUUGAUGCAAAACAAUUUGAGCAAUAUGUUGGAAGAAGAGAAAGAAGUAUCUUAUAUUUUUCUUAUUGACAUCAUGCAUCAAAUUGCAAAAGGAAUGUGUUACUUGCAUGACAUGCACAUUGCACAUCGUGAUCUAAAGCCUGAGAAUAUUUUGGUUAAUAUUGUGGAAUCAAAGAUUAAGAAUAAAAUUAUUCGACAUGCUAUUGUGAAAGUGAUUGACUUUGGAAUGUCCAAGAUUGAAGUUGGAAGAAAUUCAGUAGCCGCAAAAAAUAAUUACAUUUAUGGUAGUCCUAAAUAUAUAGCUCCAGAGGCACUUAAAAAUAGAUUUCAAACAAUGGCAAUGUGUCCUUUUGAAGCUGAUGUUUACUCAUUUGCAAUGAUAUGUUCUAAGAUUCUUUCAAAGAAAGAUCCAUUUCAUGAUGUUCAUGACCCAAAAAGAAUAUUAGAAAGAAUUGAAAAAGGUGAAAGACCAAAGCUACCUUCAAAUUGUGAUGACUUGAUGGAGCUUAUUAGAGAUUGUUGGAGGUUGAAUCCUUUGCAUCGGCCAAAGUUCGCAUGCAUUUGUGAAAGAUUGAACUCAUUAAAAUGUAAGUUUUUAGUUGGAAUGAAUGUGCCAAAUGCACCAUAUUUUGGAGUAUCAAAGAACAACUACCAUCAAAAUGACGAAUUGCAACAAACACUCUAUCAAUUGCCAAAGGGAAGACCACAUUAGCAAAGGCUAUAUUGGCUAUUGUAAAAGACAUAUAUGAUGCAUCAUGCUUUGUUGAAUGCAUUGAAAAUGGUGUUGAUUGCUUCACAACUUCUUGCAACAUUUUAGAACAAUUUAAAGUCAAAUCAAAACCAAAGGAUGUUGA
Molecule: messenger RNA, 1915 nt
Organism: Physcomitrium patens
Lineage: Eukaryota; Viridiplantae; Streptophyta; Bryopsida; Funariales; Funariaceae
Product: light-sensor Protein kinase
Biological process (GO): protein phosphorylation
Molecular function (GO): ATP binding; protein serine/threonine kinase activity; ADP binding
Source: RefSeq, a predicted model, not a curated record